Austrofundulus limnaeus is the source of this 3825-nucleotide messenger RNA. RefSeq names its product adrenoceptor beta 3a (gene adrb3a). Bases 406 to 1740 code for a protein of 444 amino acids. Gene Ontology annotation, biological process: adenylate cyclase-activating adrenergic receptor signaling pathway; positive regulation of MAPK cascade; norepinephrine-epinephrine-mediated vasodilation involved in regulation of systemic arterial blood pressure. Gene Ontology annotation, cellular component: plasma membrane. The record is from RefSeq and is a predicted model, not a curated record. Lineage: Eukaryota; Metazoa; Chordata; Actinopteri; Cyprinodontiformes; Rivulidae. Gene Ontology annotation, molecular function: beta3-adrenergic receptor activity; epinephrine binding. The transcript is spliced from 2 exons.
AUCUCCUUUAACUGAAGCACCGGGGCUCAAACAAGUCUCCAUGAAAAGACUUUUACUGGUGGACAUAUGGUAAUGGAUCAAAAUUAGUUUUUUUAUUGAAAAACUUUUGAACUCUCCAUUUAGACUUCUUUUUAUUGGAUUCACAAAGUUUCAGCAACUCUUUCAGUUCUGUGGAUAACUUGGAUUGAACUGUUUGAAGAACGUGUUGCUGCCUACAGAAGCGUCCCAAUUCCCUUUUUCAAAACGAUGGGGACCCACCUCGACCCUCUGAGGGAGCUCUUAAGGUGCAAAAUGUGAGCAUCAGCCACAAAGAAGAGAACAGAUCCAUUAAUAGGAUGCAGCAGAACUUUUAUUUUGAUGUGACAACACCUUCAACUUUGAUUGACUGAGCUGAUCCAGUGAAAGAUGAACAUCACAAACCAAACGUCUUAUCAAACAGGGGGAUUUUUGGAGACGAACAGCUCAAACCAAGCAUCCUACCAUCCUCCACAGGGACAUUGGUUCCUUAUUGUCGUGGUCAUUGUCAUCCUGAUCACGGUGGUGGGAAACCUGCUGGUCAUUAUUGCUGUGGCACGCACCCCACAGCUGCAGACUUCAACCAACAUCUUCAUCAUGUCCCUGGCAUGUGCAGACCUCAUCAUGGGGGUCCUGGUGGUGACCCCCGGGGCCAGUUAUGUUUCAACAGGUAACUGGCAGUUCGGUGACACAAUCUGUGACCUCUGGACUUCGGUUGAUGUUCUCUGUGUGACGGCGAGCAUUGAAACUCUUUGUGUCAUCGCAGUAGAUCGGUAUAUAGCCAUCACAAGGCCGCUGAGACACAAAGUGCUACUUUGUAAGUUCCGUGCUAGACUAAUAGUUUGUUUAGUUUGGGUUGUGUCCGCCGUAACUUCUUUUAUACCAAUUAUGAUUGGGUCUUGGCGUGUCGAGCCUGACGAGACAGACUGCUAUAACAGAACUGAAUGCUGUGACUUUAUAACAAAUGCUACAUAUGCUGUCUCAUCCUCUGUGGUGUCCUUUUAUAUUCCUCUGAUCAUAAUGAUAAUUGUGUACACAAAAGUCUUCGUAAUAGCAAAACGGCAAGUCCAGCUCAUAGACAAAAAUCGGUUCCGUUUCCAGAACGAAUGCCCGUCAGCACCGAUCCAAACAGGUCUCAGCAUUAACCACAUCUUGCCUUCAGCAUUAGUGGGCUCCGGCAGCAAUCCUGUGAGAAAAAAGAGCUCUAAGCGGAGGCCAUCCCGGCUACAGCUCGUCAAGGAGCACAAGGCUAUUAAGACUUUAGGUAUCAUCAUGGGAACCUUCACUGUGUGCUGGCUGCCUUUCUUUGUUGCCAACGUCAUCAACGGAUUGAGCAAUGAUAUUAUUGACAAGCAUAUCUUCCUGCUGUUGAACUGGCUGGGUUACAUAAACUCUGGCCUCAAUCCAAUCAUCUACUGCAGAAGUCCAGAGUUCCGGGCUGCGUUUAAGAACCUGAUGGGGUGCCCGUGGCUCUCCACACUGUGGCUGAACGCCCUCCUUAAGGAACUACGAACUCGCUGCUCCUGCUUUCUGUGGCAAACUAACCCAGGCUCGGCGGGCUCCUUACAAAAGUCUCCUGAGGACAGGACUGAGGGCAGCGAGAGUUCGGCCAGCAGAAGCAAGGAGGCAUCUUUUGGUCCUUUGCAGACAAAUGGCAACGCACACUUCAACAACAGUUCACAGCCAGAGUCCAAGUUCUUCAUGUUGCAGGAAACAAAUGGCUAAACUGUAAAACCUUAACCCACUGACGCAAACUGUGAUUUCUGCACAACCUGAGACCAAACAGCAAGUGAGAAGAGGAGAAGUUCACCCCCACCCCACAACCCCACCUAUGAGACGACUGGACUGUCCAAAAAAAUAAGCUGAUUUGGACCGAACAGGAACCCCAGGACUUUUUCAAUACAUGUAUGUAUAUAUAUAUAUAUAUAUAUCUGGAGAAGAAGCGACGGGCUGGCAAAGCUUGUUGAUUCUCAGACUCUUGUUGGCACCACACGGACUUCCUGCUGUCAUGGACAAACCGACAUGGUGUUUACAAAGACUGUCCGUCCACAAAUAGUUUCUUAAAGCAUUCCAGUCAAACUCUGGACAAUGAGUACAAUAUGUGGGCCUGUGUUUGCAGAAAUAUCAGCAUGAAGUCUUCAAGUAAAAAGGACAUUAUGUGGUAACUUAUGUAUUUAUGAUGCACUGAAUCUGGAGCGAAAUGCAAACAUCGGCUACAAAGCUUUCUUUACGGUAGAGACAUUUUCAUUACACAAACCUUUUGAGUGGCAUUUCAUCCAAACCAGAGCGCUUCACAUUGAAAUACUCAACUCUUGUGUUUGUUGUUCAAGAGGUUUGUUUCGGAUCUGAGCCUGGAGUCUGUGUGCGCACAAUCUUAGUUUGAUUUAUGCUAUGAUUUAUACCAUACUGCUUGUCAAAACCUCUGCCAAAAACAACCUAAAUAUCAUCUUGGCUAACACUCUAUCAGUACGUGUAAUUGUACAAGGUACAGUAUUAUAAACUGCUGGUAAAUAUAUCAUGUGCUAUUUGUUUUGAAUUUAAAAAAAUAACUUCUUUUUUUCUUUCAUUGGUAUCAAUAUAAGCUGAGUUACACUCUGAAAAAGAACUUAGUGGGAAUAAGUUUGCACACAGUUUCCAACAUUACAGCGCAGUAUAUAAUGAAUUUUACAGCUAUUUUAGGUUAAAUAAUUCUCAGCAAUUGCACAGCAGAAUAUUAAGAAAGUAGAUAGUAUUAGUUAACACCUGAUACAAUGUUGUUAUGGAAAUUUCUCUUAAAUUAACUGAUGUUAAAACCAUACAACAUCAAGCAAACUGUCAAUUAUUUUUUAAAGAAAAAAGUAUAUGAGAGUUUUUAUAAGAUUUAUUUUAGUUUUAAAAGAAUACCAGUUUAAAAGCUGCUUAUUUUGGUCAAUAAACUAUACAUCACCAAAAGAAAAAUGUUAUCACUUCAGAAGUUUAUCCUCAAAUAAUAAAAUUGUCUAAAGAAGAAGGAAAACUCUGUUUUAUUUGCAUUUUCACUUUAAUCCUGGCACUUUUUCUUCGAUCUGUAGAUUAAUUCAGUUUGAUAACAAAGGGUUUCUGUGGAAAAAGGGAGCAUUUCCCCUUAAAACUAAACACAAACUAGUUUUCAGUCAUUCACUGCAGUCAAAAUGAUUAUUAUUGAUCCAUUUCUGUAAAACCAGCCUGUAAGGUUCAACAAACAAAAAAGGUCAUAUUUUCUUGUUUCCUUCCUUGUUUUUUUAAUGCAAAUGUGUGUUUGUUUAUUUUAUUUAUUCUUUUUUAUUAUUAUUUUUAAACUAAAACCAUUGUUUUUAUCUAAGUUGGGGCACUUUGUUUUGGGUAAUUCCUCCAGUAAUGUUGUCUUCUGCAAUACAAAUUUUAUGAGGGUUGGGUUGAAACCGACCACAUGUAAUUAGGAUUAUGCAAACAAAUUACAGAAAUAAAAAUAAACCCAAGAUAGAUAUAAAGUGUUCAGAUAUUAUCAUGGAUCUCUUUAUUUUAAACUGUGGUUACAAAAACUGAAGCAAGCAAAACAGAAACCAAAGUACUACAGCAAAUCUGGAGGUUUUUUUUAAGAAUUUGAUGUGAAUUAUUUUCAGUCUCCAAUAUGCACCGUAUGUUAAAGAACGUUUCACUUUUGUUGACAACGACUGCGUUUGGUUGUUUACGAUUUAUGAAUAUGGAAUAUUGCUGCCAUUUUCUGCACAAUGAAAAUAAAAUUGAACCGGAGUUACAAAUGCGUUUUAUCUUUAUCAAAGAAACAAAAAGAAUCAAGAAUUUCACCAAGAAUAAAAAUGUGCAAAUUACAAA